AUGAAGGCAAAGAUAUACAAAGAAUUGACCAAAAACAGUGGGAUAUUGCUUUCUUCAGAUGCACUGGCAUAUUUAAACGCUAGGGUCACAGAUGAGUGUAUGCUGAUGCACAUCUCUGCGGAGUACAAACGAAGAAAUGGGCCCAAGAUGGGCGAUUUAGGGCUGUUCCGGGAAAUCAUCGAGUCUGCAAAAACAUGCAUGCAGACUCCAUACACCAUAGUUAGCCAGCAGUACAGAAAAGCAGAUUACAUGCACAGGUAUAGGCGACUCAAGCAAAGAAUAAGAAAAGAAAUCACACCGAUAUAUCUUCUUGACGGUCAGCUCUGUACAAUAUUCGGAUGCUAUUACAGAGAUAAGCAAGGAAAUGAAGUUCUAGAGGAUGAUGGAGACACGGUUCUGCUUGAUAUGAGCAUGUGUAACGGAAAUGCAUUUCUCUGUGACAACAUUUUUGUUGCACUGGAUGGAUAUGCUUCUAAAGGCACCUUUGGAGUAACAGAGACGCAUUUCCCAAGCAUUGAGGUGAGAAAUACAGUCAAGCAUGUCCUGCCGGUUGAAAGCCUCAGAAUUCUGUUUUUUUCCGAGUUUUGGCUCAAUGAGAUGAAUGGCAGCAUCCUAAGGAAGAUUAUAACGAAGAUUCCCGUCGAUGUGAUUGUAAUCAUGGGGAAGCUUUCCUCAGAAAAGUGCCUAUCCAUUCCAUACGCAUGCUUCAUGAACGGGCUUAAGACAAACAGCGCAGUUUCAAGAACGCCAGACAUUAUUGUAUGCCCGGAUGCAAACGACCUGUAUUCUUCAUUUCUUCCUAAAGAGAUACCGUUGCCCGGUGAAUAUAAAGAUACAAUUAAAAUGGCCAGCAAUCCAUGCAUCAUAGAAACCAGGCAUUGCUCAAUAGGCGUUAUCAGAGACGAUAUUUUCAAGUCAAGGGAGCGGGGACGAUUCAUAGGGACUGAGUACAUCGACUCAUUUGUAAGGGCCAUGCUAUCGCAGCAAAGCCUCAACCCAUUUGGAAUAUCAAACCUCGACAUUGAAGGCAUUCCAGACAUAGUUGUUGUGGGCCAAGACUUCUAUCCGUUCAUAUCUUCCAUUGAUGAGAUAACAUUUAUUUCAUGCCCAAGCUUUCGUGAUGGAAUGGCUUUUAUUUCAUAUGAUGCCUCAUCCAGAAUGCCAAGUAUAUUAUACUGCAAGGAUGUUCUAAGAGACAAUCCUUAG
This is a messenger RNA of Ordospora pajunii, 1206 nucleotides long. RefSeq lists its product as uncharacterized. Gene Ontology annotation, molecular function: DNA binding. Gene Ontology annotation, biological process: DNA-templated DNA replication; error-prone translesion synthesis. The record is from RefSeq and is a predicted model, not a curated record. NCBI's taxonomy places the organism in Eukaryota, Fungi, Microsporidia, Ordosporidae. Bases 1 to 1206 code for a protein of 401 amino acids. Gene Ontology annotation, cellular component: epsilon DNA polymerase complex. The transcript has a single exon.